This is a messenger RNA of Dunckerocampus dactyliophorus (ringed pipefish), 3587 nucleotides long. RefSeq names its product retinol dehydrogenase 5 (11-cis/9-cis) (gene rdh5). The coding region runs from base 234 to 1226 and encodes 330 amino acids. The record is from RefSeq and is a predicted model, not a curated record. The transcript has 6 exons. NCBI's taxonomy places the organism in Eukaryota, Metazoa, Chordata, Actinopteri, Syngnathiformes, Syngnathidae. Gene Ontology annotation, molecular function: oxidoreductase activity.
CUCAUUGUCACUUUUAGCCAUACUUUUCCUCAACGUGCACAUGUGCAUUAACCAAAUGCUUAUGGAUUUGGGAUUACCAAUUGCAGACUUGUCUUAAGGGAUAAAACGGCACCAGCUUGGGUGAAAGCCUCUUUUUCAGCGGCUUCCGUGAGUUAGGACACAAGCAUAACUGCAGUGGGAAAGGCAAGAAAAACACUUCACUUCUCCACAAAAAAAAAGAGCCUGGAGGCAACAUGGAGUUUCUUUACAAUAUUUUAGGGGACAAUGCUUGGCUGUACAUCAGUGCCACCUUCACAGUGUUGUGGAUUGCAGUGUGGCUUUACAGAGACAGCCUGGAGAUCGAAGACUUGGCUGGCAAAUAUGUCUUUGUGACCGGUUGCGACUCUGGCUUUGGUAACCUGCUGUGUAGGAAGCUGGACCAAAAAGGUUUCUGCGUGCUGGCUGGUUGCCUCACGGAAAAGGGAGCUGACGAUCUGAAAAGGAUGACGGGACCGUACUUGAAGACUGUCCUACUGGACGUGACCAGUCAGGAAAGCAUCCAGAAAGCCAUGGAGUGGACCAAGAAGGAGGUGGGCGAUAAUGGACUCUGGGGUAUCGUAAACAAUGCCGGCCGCUCGUUACCCAUGGGUCCCACCGAGUGGAUGAAAGUGGAGGAUUUCCACAGUACGCUCAAGGUCAACAUGAACGGCGUAAUCGCCAUGACGGUGACCUUCCUGCCCUUGGUCAAGAAGGCCCGUGGGCGCGUCGUGAACGUGGCAUCGGUCCUGGGCAGGGUGGCGGCCAAUGGUGGUGGUUACUGCAUCUCCAAGUUUGCCGUGGAGUCUUUUUCCGACUGCCUCAGGAGAGACAUCAACUACUUUGGAGUGAACGUGUGCAUCAUCGAACCGGGCUUUUUCAAGACCGCCGUGACCAGUCUGGAGCCCAAUGAGAAGGAAUUACAUCGUUUGUGGAACCAGCUCAGCCCAGAAGUACAAGCCAGCUAUGGGGAUAAGUACCUCGAUAAGUACAUCAAGAUCCAGCGGUUCAUCAUGAAUGCCAUCUGCGACGCCGACCUCACCAAGGUGACCAACUGUAUGGAGCACGCCCUGACCGCCAUGUACCCGCGCACCCGCUAUAGCGCCGGCUGGGACGCCAAGCUCAUUUGGAUCCCGCUCUCAUACAUGCCGUCAUGGGUGGUCGACAUCGGGCUCAAGCUGGUUCUGCCCCGUCCUUCCAAGAGUGUGUGACUUACUUCCCAUUAUGGGGGUGAUGCUGUGAGGAGAUGAUUAGUUGUAGUUACUUAUAUUAAUUACUGAUGUAUUUAUAAGUUGCAUUAUCUCUCAUGUGAAAUUUACACUUGAUCAAAAUUCUAAGGUGAAAAAUUCCAAGAAUUUACAUUUGGCACAGAUAGAUCUUCAUGAGGUUCUAAGUAGAGUUUCAAAAUGCAAAAAGCAGAAAUGUGAGUGAGACACAAUAAAAUUUGAGUACGCAAUUUAUGGCAAACCACCAUUUAAGUGAAAUAGGCUGUUCAUCAGCUGAUCAACAGUUUAAGAUCAUAGCUAAAAAAAAACGACCCCCACCUAAAAUAGAAAUGAAAUGUUCAAAAAAAGGACUCAGUAAUGAGUAGCUGCACCAUUAACGAUAAUCACCCCAAAAAUGAGUCUUGGCAUGCUUGAUGCCAGUUUUGCCAGGAGACCAGUGGGAAUGUUGCUCCAGGUGGAAAAAAUGGCUUCACUGAGGGCCUCCACGCUCUGGAAGUGAUGUCCAUUUUUUUAAACUUCCCUUACCAUUCAUCCUCAAAUGUUCUCAAUUGAAUUUCGAUCAGGGGGACACGCAGGAUGGUCCAAAAGAGUGACAUGAUUCUUCUGGAAGAAGUUCUUUGUCAAGUGGGCAUUGUGAACCGCAGCGUUGUCCUGUUGAAAAACCCAGUCAUUACCCCACAGAUGAGGGCCUUCAGUCAUGAGGGAUGCCCCUUGCAACAUCUCCACACAGCCACGCCCCUGCACCACCCGAAGCUCCAUUGUUCCACUGAAUGAAAAAGCACCCCAGAUCAUGAUGGCGCCCCCUCCACUGUGACAGUAACAUUGAAAGCCAUCAGGACCAUCGAGGUUGCAUUUUUUUCUCAUUAAAGAAUAAAACUUUCUUCCACCUUUCAAUGUUCAAUGUUUGGUGCUCUCAUGCAAAUUCCAAAUGUACAAUUUUGUGGUGUUGAAGGAGACGAAGACUUUGAAGAUGUGUUUUGUUCUUAGGCCCUGUCCACAUGGGAACGCUCCUGAGAUUAAAAAUAAAUAAAUAAAUUUCGACCACACUGUAAAUAGUUGAAUCCAGAUGGGAACGGAUCACUGAGUGAAAACAAUAUAAUACACAAGGCAGCACCUACGUGUGGCGCUGUGAACAGAGACAGAACCACAUGGUACAUGGUAUAGAAGAAGAAAGGGCGCGUGCGCAAAAGUCCGUCGUCUUCCGCUUUCCAAGGUUCAUCUAGACUUACGACAAAGUGGAAUUACAUGUGCGUCAUUUUUGGAGUAUAGGACCAGAAAAUACCGGGAGAAUGUCGACUGUGGUGAGUCAUGACACUCGAAAUAUUCAGACAUUAUGUUGGCUUGUCGUCAAAGCUCAAUUCUGGCCACAUGACGGCCACGCAUCGUUGACGUCAUGGCUUUUAAAAAACAGCAGAUUGCUCAUCAAUAAGGAAACGACGAGCUGGCGUUUUCAGAUUUUCCUCUGUAAGCCAUUUUCAAAAAAUGUCAUUUCGGGCACCCAGAAUGCUGUUUCUGUCUGGAUGAGAGGGUGAAACGAUAAAAUACUUUGCCGUUUUGACCUGAAAACGUUUUCGUGUGCAUAGCCUCUUAAAACCCUUCUGUUUCAGAUGCCAUCUAAUGGUUAUUGGACUGCACUCGGCACCAGUAACAACCAAGGGUUGGCCCGUGUCUCGACGGACAGCCAAUGGGAUCCUCCGGCUCAGGGCCAGUGACACUUUUUUGGGUCUACCACUUGACUUUCUUUGUUCCAUAACCCUCAGGAUCUUUUAAGAAGUAGUCUUACUGCGUCCAAACUUAGCAGCAACAGCGCACUGCAAGAGACCUUGCUUAUGCAGCUCAACAAUCUGACCGCGUUCAAAGAGAGAAAGCUUUUUUGCCUUUGCCAUCAAGGGAUACCUGACAGAAAAUGACACUGAAUCCAGAUUUUGCCUUUUAAAGGCUGUGGUCUUAAAUUUUUGAUAAGCUGAUGAACAGCCAAUUUCACUUUAAUGGCUGUUUGCAAUAAAGUGCAUGUUGAAGCUCUACUUAGAACCUUCCUAAGAUCCAACAGUGCAAAAUUUUAAUUUUUGCAAUUUCUCAGAUGGUCUUAAAAAUUUGAUCAGGAGUGUAUUUCCUUGAUUUAUUUAGCAAAAAAGGCGCUAUUCAAUGUUCAGUUUGACAUUGUUGUGCCUUUUUUUGCCAUAGUAUUUAUGCUCCUUCAUCUUGAGCGUGCGUAGUCAAAAACACCAAAAUAAAGAACAUGUUUUCAAUAAACCAGCCGUGUUGAAUGCAAGUGCUAUGACAUGAAGGGUAGAGCAUGUCAUUGUAUGUUAAGGUGAGUUCAACUCUUUGUUUAAGUUGCUGUAC